Messenger RNA from Agelaius phoeniceus (red-winged blackbird), 888 nucleotides. It is a transcript of the gene HYI, whose product is annotated as hydroxypyruvate isomerase (putative). The record is from RefSeq and is a predicted model, not a curated record. NCBI's taxonomy places the organism in Eukaryota, Metazoa, Chordata, Aves, Passeriformes, Icteridae. Gene Ontology annotation, biological process: glyoxylate metabolic process. Gene Ontology annotation, molecular function: hydroxypyruvate isomerase activity.
AUGGCGCUGCGCUUCUCCGCCAACCUCUCAUGGCUCUUCCCGGAGCUCCCGGCUCUGCCGGCGCGGCUGGAAGCGGCGGCGGCCGCCGGGUUCGGAGCGGUGGAGGCGGCUUGGCCGGCGGGCUGCCCGGCCCAGGAGCUGCGGGCGGCGGCGGAGCGGGCGCGGGUGCGGAUCGCGCUCCUCAACACCCCCCCCGGGGACCCGGAGGCGGGCGAGCUGGGGCUGGCGGCCGUGCCCGGGCGGCAGGCAGCCUUCCGGCAGGGCCUGGAGGCGGCCGUGCACUACGCCAGGGCUGUGGGCUGCCCCAGGAUUCAUGUGAUGGCUGGGCGGGUUCCCUUGGGCACAGACCGGGCUGCAGUGGCAGGUGAGAUGGAAACCACCUUCAUUGAGAAUCUCAGAUACACUGCUGACCUCCUGUCCCAGGAAGACAUGAUUGGACUGUUGGAGCCUAUCAACAACCGCAUCACUGACCCUCGCUACUAUCUGAACACCCCACACCAAGCUGCUGCCAUCCUGGAGAAAGUGGGACGGCCCAACCUGAAGCUGCAGCUGGACCUUUUUCACUGCCAGAUCAUGGAUGGCAAUUUGUCACGGAACCUGGAGACGUACUUCCCACUCAUUGGUCAUAUCCAGAUUGCACAGGUGCCAGGGCGGCACGAGCCCGAUAGCCCUGGGGAGCUGAACUUCCCCUACAUCUUUGAGCUCCUGGAGUCCCUUGGCUACACUGGCUACGUGGGGUGCGAGUAUGCUCCAAAGGGAGACACCCUGGAAGGUCUGGGCUGGCUGCGAUCCUACUGGGAAAGCCGAGGACUGCAGCACGGUGGGACCAGCAAGGCAGCCAAGUAAAACUAGAAAACCAUGAGAAUAAAAGACAAAGCAAUGGCUUAA